Anisakis simplex (herring worm) is the source of this 453-nucleotide messenger RNA. NCBI's taxonomy places the organism in Eukaryota, Metazoa, Nematoda, Chromadorea, Rhabditida, Anisakidae. The record is from the annotation of a GenBank genome assembly.
CCAGAGAUCAUCAAAAAGAAGGACGCAAUCACAACAGCCACUGAUAUUUGGAGUUACGCGGUUGUUCUAUGGGAAAUGCUUACGCGAGAGGUGUGUUUGUUCACAAUUAGACGUGGUGGUAUCAUUCUCGAUAUGAUUGCAUCAUCUGAUUGUGCAUUAGUGUGUUUGUUGCAGAUACCCUACGAUGGUCUGGCUGAGUACUGCAUAGUUCGUGAGGUGACUAAGAACGGUGGAACUUUGUUUGUUUACAAAUUGUUGGAAGAUAGACGCACGAGAACGAUACGACAUUCGUCNGGCAUUAAUCUAUCAGCGUUUCUACCGUUUCAGACUGGGCUAAUACAGGUCGGGCAAUUUCGUGCGUGCACACGUCGUGCCCUUGCCGUGUCUCCGAGCUCCUCUUCAAGAGCUGAUCGUCGUAAUUUUCCGAGUCACGACAACGAAACAACCAGUUGA